Molecule: messenger RNA, 656 nt
Organism: Lutra lutra (Eurasian river otter)
Lineage: Eukaryota; Metazoa; Chordata; Mammalia; Carnivora; Mustelidae
Product: NADH dehydrogenase [ubiquinone] 1 beta subcomplex subunit 10-like
Exons: 1
Coding region: 79-603 (174 amino acids)
Source: RefSeq, a predicted model, not a curated record
GGGCGAACUAGGCCGUGGGAUCCAGGCGGAGGCCGGGGUUCUGCGUCUGACAGUGGGUCCCUCCUGCGCGCGGCUGCCAUGCGGGACAGCUGGGACAAGGACGUGUACCGCGAGCCCCCGCGCCGCACGCCGGCGCCCUUGCCGCAGACCUUGCUGCCCAACCCCAUAACCUAUUUGAGGAAGGCUUUCAACCUCCUUGUGGACCGGCCCAUAACCCCAGUUAGAGAGUUUAUAGAGCUGCAACACGCGAGGAACAGGUAUUACUACUACCGCCGGGAGUUCCGCCGUGUGCCAGACAUCACCGAGUGCCAGGAGAAGGAUAUCUUGUGCAUGUUUGAAGCAGAAAUGCAGUGGAGAAGAGACUAUAAAGUCGAUCAAGAAAUCGUCAGCAUUAUCCAGGAAAGGCUGAAGGCCUGUCAGCAGCAGGAAGGUGAGAGCUACAGGCAGAACUGUGCCAAGGAGCUGGAGCAGUUCACCCAGGUGGCCAAGGCUUACCAAGACCUCUAUCACAACCUGGGAGCCCAUUAUUCUGCCAGGAAGUGCCCGGCAGAGCAGCGGAUGCUGGCUGAGAGAAAGGCGGCUAAAGAGGCUGCCGCUGCCUAAAGCAGCAUCUUGAGCACCUUCCUGAAACGAUACUACUAAAAUAAGGAGUUUAA